UGAAAUGCUCCAGCAGGUGGCGGUAGUGUCCCAUCAUUUUAUCCAGGCGGAACUCUUUAGGUCCAGUUUCAGGUUUCUGACGGACAUUUUACGGAGCCGUGCCAAGCGAGGAGCGAAAACAGAAGCUUUUGCAGAGUUCACCUUCCAGCUGCAGAACCAUGAAUGUGAACCAAGGGACGGUGGGCAGCGACCCGGUCAUCCUGGCUACGGCCGGAUACGACCACACGGUCCGGUUCUGGCAGGCCCACAGCGGGAUCUGCACCCGGACGGUCCAGCACCAGGACUCCCAGGUGAAUUCUCUGGAGGUCACACCUGACCGCAGCAUGAUAGCUGCUGCAGGCUAUCAGCACAUCCGCAUGUAUGACCUGAACUCCAACAAUCCGAACCCUGUCAUCAACUACGACGGUGUCAGCAAGAACAUCACAUCUGUGGGUUUCCAUGAGGACGGGCGCUGGAUGUACACGGGAGGAGAGGACUGCAUGGCUCGCAUCUGGGACCUCAGGUCCAGGAACCUGCAGUGCCAGAGGAUCUUCCAGGUCAACGCUCCCAUUAACUGCGUGUGUCUACAUCCCAACCAGGCUGAGCUGAUAGUGGGAGACCAGAGCGGCGUCAUUCACGUCUGGGACCUGAAAACGGAUCACAAUGAGCAGCUGAUUCCAGAACCCGAGGUUUCCGUCAACUCGGUCCACAUCGACCCAGACGCCAGCUACAUGGCUGCAGUCAACAGCUCGGGAAACUGCUAUGUGUGGAACCUGGCUGGAGGAAUGGGAGACGAAGUCACCCAGCUGAUUCCCAAGACCAAGAUCCCGGCACACAAACGCUACUCCCUGCGCUGCAAGUUCAGCCCAGACUCCACACUGCUGGCCACAAGCUCAGCAGACCAGACCUGUAAAAUCUGGAGGACGUCGAAUUUCUCCCUCAUGACGGAGCUGAGUAUCAAGAGCAACAACCCUGGAGAGACCUCUAGAGGCUGGAUGUGGGACUGCGCUUUCUCUGGGGACUCCCAGUACAUCGUAACUGCGUCUUCAGACAACCUGGCCCGGCUGUGGUGCGUGGAGACGGGGGAGAUCAAGCGGGAAUACAGCGGCCACCAGAAGGCCGUCGUCUGCCUGGCCUUCAACGACAGCGUGCUCGGCUGAGGAAGACGAGGAGGACGACGAACACACCAGCAAGCUGGUUCCUCACAGUGGAGGAGAGUUAAAGGUUUCCCUGCAGCAUCAUGGCCGCCUCAGGCUUUACAGGACAGACUUUAUCAGGCAGGAGGCGGAGAAGCAGAAGGUAAACCUCACAUUUCAACACGUUCCUGUAUUUAUUCACCACAACUGGACAUUCAGCUGAGCUCCAGAAGGGCUCACAUUGUGUCACGUUGCAGCAAACCUCAGAGCUCCUUAUUGGGACUUUAGAUGAAAAAACGCAGAAUUAUUGUGAAGAGGACAGAGAAAAAUACAAAAUAAAUCGCUUUCAUAUUCAGCCCAAAAUAAACAAAGGUUUGUAGAAUUACCCAGGUUUUUUCUGUAUGUCUCAUUUAAAGAAUUAAAGUUUUACAUCUGCUAUAAUCUGAUACCAGGAGUGUCAGUAUUAAGAGGCUGAACACAAAUGCACACCACACUUUUCAGAUUUUUGUUUCACUUCAAAGUGGUGCGUUAAUGUGUUGCAUAAAAUCCCAGUAAAGUUUCUAAAAGUUUGUGGUUGUGACGCGUCUGUGAUGCUCUCUGUUCAGAUCUGUUUCUCUGUGAAUAAACCAUUACAAAUGAUUUAAAA
Messenger RNA from Xiphophorus couchianus (Monterrey platyfish), 1761 nucleotides. It is a transcript of the gene mlst8, whose product is annotated as MTOR associated protein, LST8 homolog (S. cerevisiae). Gene Ontology annotation, molecular function: protein binding. The record is from RefSeq and is a predicted model, not a curated record. The transcript is spliced from 9 exons. Gene Ontology annotation, cellular component: TORC2 complex; TORC1 complex. NCBI's taxonomy places the organism in Eukaryota, Metazoa, Chordata, Actinopteri, Cyprinodontiformes, Poeciliidae. Gene Ontology annotation, biological process: regulation of actin cytoskeleton organization; TOR signaling. Bases 159 to 1139 code for a protein of 326 amino acids.